Plasmodium reichenowi is the source of this 189-nucleotide messenger RNA. Its product is annotated as glycophorin binding protein. The record is from RefSeq and is a predicted model, not a curated record. The transcript has a single exon. The annotation marks the transcript as partial. Lineage: Eukaryota; Apicomplexa; Aconoidasida; Haemosporida; Plasmodiidae.
AUGCGUCUUUCUAAUCCAACUAACAUUAAAUCUACAGGAGAUUCGAAUUGUAAAAAUUUCAGUUCGAAAAAUUCCUCUAAAUAUUCUUUAAUGGACGUCCAAAAAGAAAAUGAAAAGAAAUGUUCCUUAAGUGCCUUCCAUUGCAAACAAAUUGUAUUAAUUUUUGGAAUAAUAUAUGUGGCCUUAUUG